This is a messenger RNA of Sorghum bicolor (sorghum), 1317 nucleotides long. RefSeq names its product ribonuclease III domain-containing protein RNC1, chloroplastic. The transcript is spliced from 5 exons. Gene Ontology annotation, cellular component: nucleus. Gene Ontology annotation, molecular function: double-stranded RNA binding; ribonuclease III activity. Bases 1 to 1317 code for a protein of 438 amino acids. Gene Ontology annotation, biological process: rRNA processing; regulation of gene expression. NCBI's taxonomy places the organism in Eukaryota, Viridiplantae, Streptophyta, Magnoliopsida, Poales, Poaceae. The record is from RefSeq and is a predicted model, not a curated record.
AUGGCGUUCCAAGCCCUCACCCUCACCCCAGUCCCCUUCUCACUCCACAGCUCGAGUCGCCGCGUCCGCGUCCGCGUGCUUGCCGUCGCGGCUGACCAGACCCCUCCGCCGCCGGCGGUCCCCCCUUCGGAGCCGGCGAACAGCCCUAGCCGCCUCCUUCGGGAGCUCGCGCAGCGGAAGAAGGCCGUAUCCCCUAAGAAGAAGCACCCGCCGCGUCGCUUCAUCCUGAAGCCACCUCUCGACGACGAGCGCCUCACCCGGCGGUUCCUCAGCAGCCCGCAGCUGUCGCUCAAGGCGCUCCCGCUGCUCUCUUCCUGCCUCCCCUCCGCGCCGCUCUCCACCGCCGACAGGACCUGGAUGGACGAGUACCUCCUAGAGGCCAAGCAGGCGCUCGGGUACCCGCUCGCGCCCUCGGAGACGCUCGGCGAAGGCGAUGACUGCCCCGCGCGGCAUUUCGAUGUGCUGCUCUACCUCGCGUUCCAGCAUCUGGACCCCUCCUCCGAGCGCACGCGGACGCGGCACGUGCGGAACGGUCACUCCAGGCUCUGGUUCCUGGGUCAGUACGUUCUGGAGCUCGCGUUCUGUGAGUUCUUCUUGCAGAGGUACCCCAGGGAGUCUCCUGGGCCGAUGAGGGAGCGGGUGUUCGCUCUGAUUGGGAAGAAGGUGUUGCCCCGAUGGCUCAAGGCAGCCAGCCUGCACAAUUUGGUCUUCCCCUAUGAUGAUUUGGAUAAGAUGAUACGUAAGGACCGGGAGCCGCCGUCCAAGGCUGUGUUCUGGGCACUAUUUGGAGCUAUAUAUUUGUGCUUUGGAAUGCCUGAAGUCUAUCGUGUCCUAUUUGAGGCAUUUGGGAUGGACCCAGACGAUGAGAGCUGUCAGCCAAAAUUGCGUCGGCAACUAGAGGAUGUUGAUUAUGUUUCAGUGGAGUUUGAAAAGAGACAGCUCACGUGGCAGGAUGUUGCUGCCUACAGGCUGUGCUUUUUGCACCCGUCAAAACAUAAGUUUGAGCAUCCAAGAUUCUGUUAUGAGCGCCUUGAAUAUGUCGGCCAGAAAAUUCAGGAUUUAGUAAUGGCAGAGAGGCUACUCAUGAAGCACCUCGAUGCACCGGGCAGGUGGCUGGCAGAAAAGCAUCGGAGGACGUUAAUGAACAAGUAUUGCGGACGGUUCAGCCUAAAGCAGUAUGAUGUGUUUGACUUCGAACAGUUCGAGGUGCUCGAGUUGCUGACCAACAAGACCGCCAAUGGCAGCGGUAAAAAUGCUGUGGCUUCUGGAAGUCAUCCAUCCGACAGGAGAUAUUCAGUUCUGAAGCCUGAAGCAUGA